This is a messenger RNA of Cutaneotrichosporon oleaginosum, 357 nucleotides long. The record is from RefSeq and is a predicted model, not a curated record. Lineage: Eukaryota; Fungi; Basidiomycota; Tremellomycetes; Trichosporonales; Trichosporonaceae.
GCGUCAUACCCCCGCGUCGCGUAUUCGACCAUGCUCGAGCCGCAUCUCAGCAAGGAGGUUGCUGGCCUCUUGGCAGCCCUCUUCGAGGUCGUGUCCGCCAUUGCCCUGCAUGCAGACACCAACUCGAUGAGCGCCGGCAGGCUUUGUCACCUCUUCGGCUGGUGGCUUCUUGGCGCCAUGCCAGACGGCACCACGAGCUGGAGUGACCUCUAUGAGGCCUACCGCCUCUCGGGACAGCGCGCCGAGCACCUCUUUUACGCCCGCGUACGCUGGCAGACGACGCAGCAGAAGAUGCCUAGACGCCUGGUCCAGCUCAUCCUUUCGUACCCUUUCGGCGAGUCAUCAGCGUCCUCGGAA